This is a messenger RNA of Blastomyces dermatitidis ER-3, 2722 nucleotides long. Its product is annotated as aspartyl protease 4. Gene Ontology annotation, molecular function: aspartic-type endopeptidase activity. Lineage: Eukaryota; Fungi; Ascomycota; Eurotiomycetes; Onygenales; Ajellomycetaceae. The coding region runs from base 562 to 2124 and encodes 520 amino acids. The transcript is spliced from 3 exons. The record is from RefSeq and is a predicted model, not a curated record. Gene Ontology annotation, biological process: proteolysis.
UUUCCUCGUUCCUCUCCACUUCUGUUCCUGUUCUGCAACUCCUCUCCAACUCCUCAAUAAUUCUUCUCUUCCUGUCUCUCGUUUUGGCACUUUUCGGUUUUUUGUCUUUCUUUCUGUCUUUGUCCUGUUCCAUUCUCGUUCUACUUAGCACUCGUUUUCUUUAAUUAAUAUUUUAUUUCUUGGUUUCCGGCCUCUUCCCUCUUGACUUAACCCCUCUCCGAUAAAUCAUUAUAUCGCCUUAAUUCCUAAUAUAUUCAUUACUGUUCCCGCCUCUGAUGCCCCCCCCCCGCCAAUUCGUCAUCGCUUCAAGGUCCCCUCUCCCCGGAUCUACAGGCUAGUUAGUCCAAUUAUCCACUUCUAUUCGGACUUGCGUUUCAUGAUAUAAAACCAAACCCCCUCCUCUCUCUGCUACGAGGGCAUUUGAUUCAACUUGUCUCCCCUCAACUCGACUCGACUCGACUUGUCUUGACUCGACUCGAAUCGACACUGGGAUUUGCCAUUUGCAUUUGAGCAAAUGCAAACCUUGGCCAGCCCUCCGCUCCAGAUCCUUUUUUAAGGAUCAUGCUUUUUCCGUGCUCGCCAUGGCUUCUGUCGCUGCCACUAUUGCUGCUGGCGUGGACAGAUGUCGUCUCUGCCUUCUUCCCGUACAACCCAGUUCCCAAUGGCAAUGCUAAGAGCAAUGGGUUGUUGUUUCUCGCCGAUCUACCCAAGCUAGACCUAAAAGGCCUGAGAGAGCGGUUCUACUCGUACAGUCCAAGUAGGAGCAAGAGCGAGGGGUCUCUUCUUCCUCUUCCGCUAAGAGAUGUCAAAGAACCUGUCAAGCUGGAUAUUAUCAAGGUUCGCGGAAAUGUUCGUCGCCAAAAUAUUUUCAAGGUUUACCAUGCGGAUCCCACCCUUAUGCCGAAUAGUCUAGCUAUCAGUAGUGACGGAUAUGACUAUUCCUAUUUCUCGAUAAUGUACUUCGGUUCCGAACGACAGCCCAUGUGGAUGCUGAUGGACACUGGGGCAGCUAACACCUGGCUGAUCAGCUCCAAUUGCACCCUUGAACCCUGUAAGAUUCAUAACACCUUUGGUACCGAGGACUCCAAGUCCCUUUCGAUCUCAGAUAUCCCCUUCGACGUUACAUAUGGGACGGGGAAAGUAUCAGGGUUUCUAGUCAAUGAUUCUAUCGCCUUUGCUGGAUUCGAUCUACCAAAUGUGAGCUUUGGGUCCGUGUUGGAUAUGUCCAGGGAAUUCAUGAAUUAUCCCAUGGACGGGAUUCUAGGCCUAGGCCGGGGACCUGCUUAUAAAGUCAAGGCGCCGACGGUAAUGGAGGAACUAAAGAUGGGUGGAUUGCUGAAGAAAAACAUCAUCGGUAUCAAUCUUCAACGGCACGGCGAUGGGGCACGGGAUGGCCAGAUUGUUUUCGGCGACGUCGACAAGUCUAAAUUUGUCGGCGAUAUCUCAUACACCAAAACUGUGCCCAACGUAGGGCACUGGGAAGUUCCGGUGGAUGAUAUCUUUGUCGACGGCAAGCCGUUGAACUUCCAAGGCAAGAACGGCAUCUUCGACACAGGCACCUCCUACAUCCUUAUCCCCUACGAAGACGCGAAACGCCUCCACGAUGCAAUCGGCACCGCCGUGAAAAACCCCGAGUGGGACACAUAUUGGGACCUCCCUUGCUCGACAAAGACGAAGAUCGAGCUGGUCGUAUCCGGCGUGAAGUAUCCUAUGUCCCCCAAAGAUUACGUUGGCGAAACACUCGAAAACGGCAUGUGCCGCUCGAGGAUCGUAGGCCACCAACCAUUCGGGGAUAAUGAGUGGUUGUUGGGCUCCACGUUUCUUAAGAAUGUGUAUACUGUUUUUGACUUUGACGAGAAUCGGAUUGGGUUUGCGAUGCGGGCGGAUAACGAAGGUUCUUCCGAUCCUUCCUCCCCUAACCAAAAGCCACCCACAGCUUCAGGAUCCCCGCGCGUCUCCCCCGUCGGACCUCCCAGCGAGGUUAACAGCGGAGGACCGAAACCCGCCGAAUCCUCUCAGAAAAACCCUGAUUCAUCAGAUGGAGUGAAAGGCUUAAGUAUUUCGUCCACUGCUCCAUUGCUAUGGACUCUUGUUUUGUUGUCGUCAACUUUGUCUCCUUGGUGAAAUACCGUCUUUUUUUUAUUUUUUAUUUUUUAUUUUAUUUUUUAUUUUUUAUUUUUUUAUUUUUUAUUUUUUAUUAAUUUCCGAUAAUAAAAGCAUCACUCUGCCUCCUUGUUUCUAUCAUCUUUUCUUUUGUAUUGUUUUCUUUCUUGCUCCCGAUGGGAAUACCGUGAUGAGAAGGGGGAAGCAGAAGGAAGAGGGGAAGGAGUGAAACCAGCCACUCCCUCUCCCACAACUCGUUUUCGAACCGAGAUAUACUAUACUAGUUGGGGUAAUCCGCAAUUAGCCCCUGCUUUCUGUUACAUACCUCACCCCGUCUUCCACCGUUCAGCGCGCACUACGGAGCUAUUAAAUUCGUCUGCAUUUUUUUAAUUUCUGGUGUCUAGAGGCAAAUUAUCUAUCGCCCCGUUUGUAGUCCAUGUUUUAUUUCAGAUAUGGAGACUUGGAUGGCAAUAGACCUACACGCACUCUCUAUCAUGCAUAUGCACACUCUGUGUCACUAUAUCUUCUCGAACCAGCUCAUUAUCAGUUCACAUGUUUCAAAUUUUUUCCUGUACAUAGAUUUACAUAGAUUUACAUACAUGGACAUAUUAUAUUAUUU